Messenger RNA from Meloidogyne enterolobii, 1107 nucleotides. The record is from the annotation of a GenBank genome assembly. Lineage: Eukaryota; Metazoa; Nematoda; Chromadorea; Rhabditida; Meloidogynidae.
AUGUGUUUUUUUGGUUUAUACUUUUCGGAUUUAAAAAAUUUUCGUCCUUUAUGGAGCCUUUAUAAUUUGGAAAGUUAUAUAAUAACGAGAAAUUAUCUAACAAUAAGGCUUAUUUUUCUUUCACAGGUAUUACAUGAUUUUCUACAAUCAGUUUGUGUGGAUGGCAUUGCAGUACUCAGAGGGCAGGAAUAUGGUCCAAACCUAAGAAAUGAAGUUUUUUUAAGUAUAAUUCGACGUAUUGGAAUGGUACAACCUACACAUUUUGGUGAAACUUUUGAAGUCUGCCCUAAACCGGAUGCAAGUAACAUGGCGUAUGCAAAUACUGGAGAACUUCCCUACCACACAGACUUUCCAUCUCUACAAGAUCCACCACAACUUCAAUUGCUUCAUAUGUGUAAACAGUCCGAAUGUGGUGGAGGGAAAAGUAUGUUUGUUGAUGGAUUUUCUAUUGCUAGAGAGAUGUCAUUAAAAUACCCUAAAGAAUACCAAAUUCUCAGUGAUUAUCCUUUGGAAUUUAUCGAAGAAGGUUAUGAUGUUCACAAUGUUAAAGGCUUUCAAGACAAGGAGGAAAGGGUUGAUUUUUCUAUGGUAGCCAGGCAUAAAACGUUCAAGUAUAUUUUUAGAAAUUCCAAAUUUUUCGCUCCAAAAUUUUCCUCUUAUGCACUCAUCCAGUGCUGUACACUCUCAACCGAUGAAUCUGGACUUAUACAAGUACAAUUCGGAAAUGUUAUGAGAAGCUGGUUUUUGGACAUGGCUGCAAAUGACCCUUUACUUGUUCAAAAUAUUUAUUCUUCACUUAAGUUGUUCACUGAAUUGUGCUAUUUACCUGAAAAUCAACUUAUUUUCUCGCUUAAUUCUGGUGACACAGUUCUUUGGGCCAACACAAGAAUUCUUCAUGCUCGUAGUGCUUAUAAUUUAAUUGGAAUACCUGAAAGGGAGCGUCAUCUACUUGGAUGCUAUUUUUCUUGGGAUACAAUAAAAUCAAAAAUUCGUCUAAUCAGAAGACAAUUAAAACUGGAGGAGGAUCAAGAAACACUUUAAAAGAAGGAUGCGAAUAUUUGCAAGCAGAGUAGAGCCAAUCGUUGAUAGGACUCGACAAAUUGUUCU